GAAUGUUUUUGAUUUUUGUUUGUUCCAACAAAGAAGUGCAGUAUUGUAGUACUAGGAUCCCAAGAGUCCAUGGCAUACCGUAUGGCCACACUCUUGAUGACACAGUUGUCUGUACUGUAGUACUAAGUCUUGUUCCUACUCAGCUACUGGGCAAUGCCUGUGGAUGUGGACAUGCACGUGGCGCGGUGUUGCUCCCUCAGCUAAUCCGUAAUCGCACAGAUUGUUUCCAACAGUGGAGCACAGUCACGGCUGGCAAGAUACAAUUAUUUAGCGCCCUGGGUAUAGCCAUGUAGGGCUGCAGACUCGGAAUGCUAGCUCACAGCUGUAUUCAAGAUUCGAAUUUGAAGAAUUAUACAGGCCAGUACAGUGUAGCCCAACGCAAGUCUCAAAUUUGGAAGACUAUGGGCCGUUCAUCACUUGGAACACUGCGCAGAUGGGCGAUAAUCUCAAUAGUACGCUCUGUAGGCUUCAACCAUCAGCCCCCAGUAAGCCAUACUGCACCAGAUCCAACGUCUUUUCUUGGUCAAGGCCACGCUUGUCUUCAGAGUUUAGUCAGAAUCAUCCUGGUAUUCAGCUGCUUCACUAAUACCAGUGCUCAGAAAUAGUGCUGCCCCCCUUCUCCAAAGGACAAGUGUGAGCAGUCAACAGCAACACAGUCAAGCAAGAUACCACGGAGAGCUCCCGACAUGACAAAAGCAAGAUGAAACACACAAGCAGUAAAGCUGCUCACGGCGGAAGUGGUGGGAAUGCUUGGAUCCAAGGUCCCCAUUAUCAACCGAGUCAGGUGGCGCAUCUCCCUGGAGAUCCACCUCAGGUCUCCGGCAUGGGUAGACACACAGCACCCGGCGGCAGCAGCAGUCAUCCUCCUUUCCCAGGAGUGGAUCCGAAUCAAAUGCAAUGGGUGCACUAUCAGUUUGGCCAGCAGCAGCAGCAACAGGUUCCUGGUGCUGCAUUGAGAGGUCAGUCAAAUUACACUAUAGAUGGUAGUCUCUGUAUCAGUGUGUAACAUGCUUUGGGUUUGAUCACAAACAAGAUGUAUGCUUUGUUUCCACAUCCAUCUCAAUCGAUCUCUUUCAUUGCAACAUUCAAAACAAGAGUGAGUGGUUGCCUGUCCCACUUUUGUAUUUCGUUAUUUGAAAGAAUCAGGUUUUAGCAUAUUAGCACAUGCCAUUUGCAGGCACAGUGGGUUGGUCUAAGACCAUGAUUGAGAAACGAGAGGUACCAGGUUCAAGUCCUGCUUGGAAGCGGAAGGAUUUUUUCCAACCGUGCUGCGACCCACAGUUAAUUGGGAACUCGUGGCCUGGCACGAGUAAAACAUGGAUGUGGCAAAUGAUAUUUAGGCCUUUGGCCUAUGGUUGGUGGAUCUGAUCUAUCCUCCCCCACCGUUUAGGAGCCACAUCUGACGCCUAAUCAUGGGGUGGUGGCGUCCCACGGAAGCGGAAAGGUGGUUCUUGACCAGGGAGUUGUACGACUCCUUGUUCUUGACCUACCCGGUAUGUGAACCCGUCGAAAAAAAGAAGAAAAAAAGCAUAUGCCAUUUGGUGUUAGCUCAUUGUGACUUCAUGCUUACCGCGGCCCGAGCAAGCCACAUCUGUACAAUCUGAAGACUGCUUGUUGUUGUUGUUGUUGUUGUUGUUGUUGUUGUUGUUGUUGUUGUUGUUGUUGUUGUUGUUGUUGUUGUUGUUGUUGUUGUUGUGUUUAUUUUAAUUCUCAAACCAAACGGGCAGAUCUGCCCAAUGAAAAGGUGGCGAAUGCAGAUAGAAAGCAGUAAUUAAUGAAAUUGGGGAGGGAUGUAAUAAGGAUAGAGGUGGAGAAAACUAAGCCAGCUGAUCAUCAAACAGGACGUUUGGUACUCUAGGUACUAAGGGUGUGCGGGAUCAUGCUGGCGCGUAACUGGCGGAGCGUGUCGCGAAGCGAGAUAGUUUAAUUUUGCUAUUUUACAUGUUUUAGUUCAUGUUUCGGCACUGCAGCAAUCUGUAGCUUUCUCUUAGUCUAUAAGGUACAUAUUGUACUGUGAACUCUGUACGGCAAGUUCUGCCACAUGCACAGUUUGUAGCCUCAGACCCUCUAGGUUUACACAGCCAUGCCAGAGCUCGCUUUUUUCCCAACUGCUGCAUACUGCUCUCCCAAAAUAAUGAAGUGUGCGUGCUCCGUACGAUGUUGCACUGCCACGUUCACUUAUCGUAUAAAUUCUCUUUCAGUCCGAGCAAAUAAAUCAGUUAUCAACUCAUCUCCUAACUGUGCACUUGCGGGUUUGUGCCGGUUAGUGACAUGGUGCCGAAACCUGCUUCCUAGUUCCUUGCCACUGCCCCCCAACCGAGCCUUGCUCCUGGUUGACUCGCCCUUUGGGGUUUGAGUUGUGAAAAUGGGCGGCACAAGAUUGCCGACGGCUAUCCAGACGAGCAAGCGUGCUCUCAAGCUCCUGUACGAAGAGCUGCAGGAGGAGACGACAGUUGGCGAAGAUCUGCUAGCAGGAACCAAACCCGUCAACCAGAUAAGUCUGUUUCUUUGUGGUUUAAAGGAAUUGUUGGAAAGAACGGAAGCUAACUUGAAUGAUUUUGUUGAGAAUGUGGAGGAAUAUGAGCCAAAGGGUAAAGACAACAAAGAGAUUAAGAAUGGUUUGGAGGAUGAGGCUCGGUUAUGGACAGAGACACUAGAGAAGGGUUUCAAACUCCAGAGAAAAUUGAGAAAAAUGGAAGUGGCAUCAGGCGUCCAGCCUACAAUGCAGACAGACUCUACCUUGCUUGAGAUUACGAAAUUGAUUGGGACGCAAGCUAACACCCAAGAGUCAACCCAAAAUCUUCUAAAGAGAUUGGUAGAGCGGGAUACUAGACCCAUAGUAGAGCGGGAUACUAUAACCGAAUCGAAGCCCCAGACAACUGCCAGAUUACCCAAAUUGGAGCUAAAGCAUUUUGAUGGGGACAUAAUGGAGUUCCAAGAGUUUUGGAACAUUUUCGAUGCUACUAUUCAUGACAACUCCUCCUUGUCACCAGUUGAAAAAUUGAGCUAUCUCCGUGAAUGUGUGGGAGGGAAAGCACAAGGCGUGCUGAAAGGUUUAAGAAUCUGUAAUGCAAAUUAUGAAGUUGCCCGGGAUCUGCUUGAGAAGAGGUACGGGAGUAAGCAAGCUACGGUGGAUGCCCACUACACCGCUUUAAUGGAGAUGUCAGCCUGCACCUCAAAAAUCGAAAGUUUGAGGUCUUGUGUUGACAAAAUUGAAGUGCACCUCAGGAGCCUUGAAGCACAAGAUGAGGAUGUAUCGCAAAAGGUCUUCAUUACAAUAAUCUUAAAAGCAAGCUCCCGACUGAUGUGAAAUUACAACUUGAGCUCACCAAACAGAACGAUGAAUGGACAAUUAGUGGGUUGCGUUUGGCACUAUCGCACUUACUAAAGGCAAAAGAGAAUGCAGAAGGACCAGCCGCAUGCAAUGGUCAACAAUCAUGGCAACAUGCCAAUCACUCAACGAAGCUGCUAUCAACAGGGCAGUCUCUACUUGCGGGUGCUGGUGUAGCUCGUACUAUCAAAUGUAUGUAUUGUGAUGGAAGCAUUGCUCUGAUGAAUGUCAAAUGUACAAAUCAUUAGAUGAACGGAAAACACGGUUGGGUAUGAAAUGCUACAUCUGUCUGAAUGCGGGACAUAGAGCAAGAGCUUGCAUGAAUGCUAGAACAUGCUACCAUUGCAAACGCAAAUCCCACCACAGAAGUCUGUGUCCACAGAAGUUUAAGUCAAAUGAAGAGCGAACAAAUGAUGGGAAGCAUCAUGGUGAUGGACAAAACAGGCACACACAUUGAACGCAAUGGCAGAGACAUUUGAACCAACACAAGAUCAGGCAAUGGUUUCUCACACACAAGGGCACAGGGUUCUAAUGCAAACUGCUUUGACUACUGCAACAAAUGAGGAAGGCAACAGGUCACAGACUGUAAGGAUCUUGUUUGACACGGGUUCAUCGAGAACAUACGUUAGUGAGAAUGUCAACAAAGCAUUGGGACUCAAACAAGAAGGAAGUGACAGAAUUUCACUUGCAACCUUUGGCGCAACACACAGAUCGGUAAAGGAAUACCCUGUAGUCAAUGUGCACAUCAAGCAGAAGAAUGGUGAAUUAGCUUCCAUACAGGCAAAUGUUAUCAACAACAUUUCAUGUCCACUACAGAAAGUACCUUUGAGCACAGCAAAGCACUCUAGCUUACAGAAGCUUAUCUUAGCAGAGCCUCUAUGCAAUACACCUGAAGCAAUGCCUAUUGAUAUCUUAAUUGGAGCUGACCAAUACUUUCAAUUUGUUGGCAGCGAAAAAUUGGAAUACCCAGAUGGUCUCAUUUUGAUCGAUUCCACUCUUGGGUUUUUGGUGGCAGGCAAGGUGAAAUCGAACGGAAAUGAUGAUCACACACUAAUGUGCCACGAGGCGCUCUCGUUAUUUGCGGCAGAAGCAUGUGCACCGAAAGAAUUCGACUUGGAACGGUUUUGGAAUCUUGAAAAUGUUGGCAUCAGUGAGAAAGAAAUGGAAACGGAGAAUGAUCAAGUCAAAGGUAACCGCACGAAAGUUCCAGGCAUGGGCUGGGAUACCGAGGAUGACGUAAUUUGGGUACCACCGCCAAGGGCAUUUCAUGAGAUCGAAACAAAACGUCAGCUACUGCAAUGUAUUUCGUCAGUAUUCGACCCAAUGGGUGUAGUCAGUCCUGUCACGGUUGAGGCAAAAAUCAUCAUGCAGGAGCUUUGGAAGAGAAAAUUUGGGUGGGAUGAUAUCUUACCAGAUGAUGUACGCAAAGAAUGCCAGAAAUUGUGUGAUUCACUGUUGUCUCUUAGUGGAAUAAAAUUGCCAAGGUUUGUGGGUGCUCGAAACAAUGACGGUUGAACUCCCAAGUAUGAACUACACGUUUUUACUGACGCAUCCGCACAUGCGUAUGGUGCAGCUGCGUACCUACUCACUACCUGUGGCGAUAAUGUUUCAGUCGACCUGAUAUUUAGCAAGAGUCACAUUGCGCCAACCAAACCCACAUCCAUUCCUAGGUUGGAACUCUUUGCUGUAGUACUUGGUACAAAUAUGGUCAAAUUUCUUAGAGAGCAAGUACCAUUCGAGCUCAACAAGACGCACAUAUGGACCGACUCAAAAUGUGCACUAGCAUGGGUAACGGGAAAUCAACAGCGGCCGCAAUUUAUUGCAAGAAGAAUUAGAACCAUUCACGAGGUGAAUAAUGUCAUGUACGGUCAUGUUUCUGGGAAAGAAAAUCCAGCUGAUAUUGUUUCUCGAGGAGCUAAUGCAACGAGUUUACAGCAGAACACCUUGUGGUGGGAGGGUCCAACGUGGUUGAAGUCUGGUUCCUAUCUAGAAAGUUUGUUUCCAGCAAUGCAAGCUACGGAAAGUGAAAGGCCAAUUUGCGAGGAAAAUGCGGACGAAGGUCCCUCUCCCGAAUCGGCCUUUGUUAGCAAUGAACACAAUGAGGUAGUCAGCUGUGAGAAGUUCUCCUCGUUUUCUAAGCUUGUGAGAGUGAAUGCAUGGGUACAACGGUUCAUACGGAAACUCAAACACGAAAAGUCGGAAAGUGAAACGAAUCUCACAGCUGAAGAAAUCGGAAUGUCAAGAGUAGCUUUCAUUCGGUAUCAUCAAGCUCAGCACUUUGGAAAUGAAAUCAAGGCAAUAGAACAAGGCAAGCAACAUCAGCUCGUCGAUGCUUUGGGUCUCUUUCUUGAUAUUGGUUUAAUCCGAUGUAAGGGUAGACUGGAGUAUUCUCACCUACCAUUCGAAAGUAAAUUUCCUCUAUUGCUAGCUUAUGGUUCACACUUAACGAGGUUAAUUGUAAUGGAGCAGCACAUCUCACUUAAACAUUCGGGUGUUAGUCAGACAUUGGCUGAAUUGAGACGGAAUUACUGGGUGCCUAAAGGUCGAGCAAUGGUUAGACGGGUGAUUAAGGAAUGUCUUUUGUGUAAACGCCAUCAUGGAAAGCCAUUUGUAACACCACAAUUUGCACCAUUGCCUGAGGAACGGCUUGUCCCUGGGAGUGUGUUCGAAUCUGUUGGGCUUGAUCACUUUGGGCCAAUGUAUGUGAAAACGGAAACUGAAACAGCUUAAGUGUGGGUAUGCAUCCUCACUUGCCUAACUACCAGAGCUAUUCAUAUGGAAUUAGUUCGCAAUAUGUCUACUGAGAAAUUCCUAAUGUGUUUCAGACGGUUCAUUUCAUGAAGAGGUACACCGAAGUACAUAGUAAGUGAUAAUGCCAAGCAAUUCAAGCUGUCUAAGAAUGUUAUUGAUCUUCUCUGGCUUGAGUCAAUUCAACAUAAUGAUGUAAUGGAAUUCAUUGCGGGAAAAGGUAUUAAAUGGAAAUACAUCACUGAGUUAGCUCCUUGGAUGGGUGGUGUUUAGGAACGCAUGAUUGGUAUUGUGAAACGAUCUCUGAAGAAAUCAAUUGGAACUGAACAGCUUACAUUCUGUCAACUUGAAACUUUGCUAAUUGAGAUUGAGGCAAUUGUCAAUUCUAGACCACUGGUAUACGUUGGUGAGGACUUCACAAUCGAUCAUGUUCUCACGCCUGCCAAUUUCUUAACUGGGCAUAGUUCUCUUGGUCAGCCUAACUUUGUCAUUACAGAUGACCCUGACUACAUCACACAUGUCAGUAAUGCUCAACAACUCGUCAACCUGUGGAAACAGCAGCAGAAAUGUCUCAACAUUUUCUGGGAGAAGUGGUCGGCAGAGUAUUUGCAGACCACAACAACACAGUCAACGAAAUUCCAAUAGCUUCAAGCCAAGUGUCAACUGCAUUGUUCUGAUCAAGGAUGUUGAUCGGCCGCGCAGCUGCUGGAAAAUAGGAAGAAUCGCGCAGCUACACCAAAGCACAGACGGCGAAGUGCGUUCAGUGACGCUACGUAUGCCAUCUGGGACUUCCAUGAACCGGCCGGUAAGCCAUCUCUAUCCGUUAGAGUGUUCAUCAGGCGAAGUAACCACUGUUGAAGUGCCAGAGCCUACAAUUGCGCCACUGCUUGAACGUCCGCGACGCAAUGCAGCAACAGCAGCUACAAUACGCACCCGUGAUCUGAUCAAAGAUGGACAAGUAUAGUAGCCAUAUGAAUUAACUGCAUGUACCUGGUACUUAUGUGAACAGUUGCCAGUGUUCUUGUUUAUGUUUUUCUAAAUUUCAUUAUGAUAGUAAUAUCUACAUUGCUUACGGUUCAGUUAUUGAGUUCCCAUCAUGCAAACCUAGCUCUCGAUUAAUUAAGGUUGUGUUGUGACAUACCGUAAAUACUGUAACAGUAAUGAUGAAACUAG
Messenger RNA from Sycon ciliatum, 7252 nucleotides. RefSeq lists its product as uncharacterized. Bases 2366 to 3310 code for a protein of 314 amino acids. The transcript has 3 exons. The record is from RefSeq and is a predicted model, not a curated record. NCBI's taxonomy places the organism in Eukaryota, Metazoa, Porifera, Calcarea, Leucosolenida, Sycettidae.